This is a messenger RNA of Cercospora beticola, 3292 nucleotides long. Its product is annotated as beta-glucosidase. The record is from RefSeq and is a predicted model, not a curated record. Gene Ontology annotation, molecular function: beta-glucosidase activity. Lineage: Eukaryota; Fungi; Ascomycota; Dothideomycetes; Mycosphaerellales; Mycosphaerellaceae. Gene Ontology annotation, biological process: glucan catabolic process.
GUCAUAUCAACCAUGUUUGCACCUGCUCGUGUGACAACGUUCACGUCGCCUGUGUGACGGCGUGCGCGCAAUCAGGUAACCAUCUUCACUUGUUUUCCUUUCCUCUUCUCUUCUUCAGCAUCACUCGCAACUCACCGCCGCAUUGACGUCCUCACGAUGCCUCUUGCUGCUCCAGACUCGUUCGAGCUGGACACGAGAGACACCAAGCCUUUUCUCCGCCAUUCCCUCGACUCCGACUCCAAUUCCGAAGAUGAGUUCGAUCUGCCCAAGCGGUCGGCUCGCGGCUACACAGAUAUCGACUACGACGAUGAGAAACACACUCCACGCGAACUAGAGCCGCCCGUAUGGUCCAGCAACCAGCGAAGACGGACGGGAUGGCGACGACUGAUCCCCACGCGCUUCUGCUGCGGCCUAGUCUCGCUCUUCGUCGUUACCUUGGUCCUGCUCCUGUCAGCUGGGAGCUUCUGGGCUUACAAGGUCGUCCCAAAGCUCGGCCAGUCGCCGCCAUGGUACCCAACUCCAUUGGGCGGAACCGUAGAAGGAUGGGCGAAAGCAUACGAGAAGGCAGCGCGCCUUGUCGGACAGAUGUCCUUGGUCGAAAAGGUCAACAUCACAACCGGUACUGGCUGGCAGAUGGGCCCCUGCGUGGGCAAUACUGGCCAAGUGGAUCGCCUGGGCUUUCCAUCUCUCUGUCUACAAGACGGCCCUCUUGGUCUUCGAUUUGUGGAAAAUGCCACCAGCUUCCCAGCAGGCAUCACCGUUGGGGCUACAUGGAACAAAGAUUUGAUGUACCAGCGAGGAAAGGCGCAUGGCUUUGAAGCAAGAUUGAAGGGUGUCAACGUUCUGUUGGGGCCUUCAAUGGGACCUCUUGGCAGACUGCCGGCUGGCGGACGCAACUGGGAGGGCUUCGGGGCAGACCCGGUUCUCCAAGGCAUCGCCGCGGCACAAACAAUUCGCGGCAUUCAGGAGUCAGGUGUGAUCGCGACAGCAAAGCAUUUCGUUGGCAAUGAGCAAGAACACUUUCGUCAAGCCUGGGAGUGGGGAACUCCAAAUGCAAUCUCAUCCAACAUCGACGAUCGGACGCUUCACGAGCUGUACGCCUGGCCUUUUGCCGAGUCUAUUCGUGCCGGAGUCGCAUCGAUCAUGUGCAGUUACAAUCAGGUCAACAACAGCUACGCGUGCCAGAACUCGAAACUAAUGAACGGCAUCCUAAAAGACGAACUGGGCUUCCAAGGCUUCAUUCAAAGUGACUGGCUUGCUCAGAAGGCUGGUGUCGCUAGUGCGCUGGCCGGUCUAGAUAUGAGCAUGCCUGGUGACGGCCUGAAGUGGCAGGAUGGUAUCGCCCUUUGGGGAGGCGAGUUGACGAAGGCCGCUUUGAAUGGAUCUGUACCAAUGGAGCGGCUGAACGAUAUGGUUCUGCGCGUUGUCGCCUCUUGGUACCAACUUGGACAAGACGACUCCUCGGUUUGGGGAAACAAUUCUCUGAGUAACUCCGCUACAUUCAGCAGCUGGACAAAUGAGGAACGAGGCCGCCUGCAUCCUGGUGCUUCUGGAAACAAUGACACCGAUGUGGUGAACUAUUUCGUUCCCGUAAGACAGACCGAAGAGGGUGGCGAUCACGAUGAAGUAGCACGUAAAAUCGCCGCGGAGGGUGUUGUUCUGGUCAAGAACGAAGGGUUCACGCUGCCACUUUCAAAGGACGGCGCCAACUUCCGGCGUGCCGAAUCUGAUGGCAAGGUCAAGGUUGGCAUCUUUGGAGAGGACGCAUUCGCCAAUCCGAGAGGACCAAACGCAUGCGAGGAUCGAGCCUGUAACGAGUGGACGUUGGGUAGCGGUUGGGGUUCGGGCGCUUCUCUAUUCCCUCACCUCAUCGCGCCAUUCGAUGCUUUGAAUAAGACGUUUGACGAGGACAAGGUAAACAUCACGGCCUACAAAAAGCAAGCUGCGAAGCAUGCGGGUGCCAUUGCAGAAAAGCAAGAUCUGUGCAUGGUAUUCGUCACCGCUGACGCUGGUGAAGGCUUCUUGAGCUACGGUGACAUCCGAGGAGAUCGCAAUGAUUUACAGGUCCAAAAGCAUGGCAACACGUUGAUCGUCGAAGUUGCGAAGAAGUGUGGCGGCAAGACUGUCGUCGUCGUGCACUCUGUUGGACCAACUCUGGUGGAAGAAUGGAUUGAUCUUCCUGACGUGCAUGCGGUUCUCAUGGCGCAUCUUCCAGGUCAAGAGAGUGGCAACGCGUUAGCGGAUGUCAUAUUUGGCCAUGUGAGCCCGUCUGGACGUCUUCCUUAUACGAUCGCCAAGAAAGCAGAAGAUUAUGGCCCGACAAGCAAGAUACUGACAUUCCCGAACCACGUUGUGCCACAACAAAACUUUACUGAGGGCCUCUACAUCGACUACAGAUACUUCGAUAAGCAUGACAUUAAACCUCGAUUCGAAUUCGGAUUUGGGCUUAGCUAUACCGAGUUUGAACUCUCUUCACUGACCGCCGAAGUGCUUGGAGCGAGCAGCACCACGCCAGCGACUCGUCCUCGCGCAGCCGCGCAUCCACCGCGUCUCGACACGACUAUCCCUUACCCAGCCACUGCGAUCUUCCCAGAAGGAUUCAACAAAUUGAAGAAGUACAUCUACCCUUACAUUGACAGGGACGACAUCCCGCAAACAGGAGGUCAACCAGACUAUCCACCCAGCUUCGACCCAGCAAAGCCACACCCACUUUCCGAGGCAGGCGGCGCCGAAGGCGGCAACCCAGACCUUUUCACUCCCGUCCUCGAAGUCUCAACUCAAGUAUCCAACAUAGGCGAUUUUGCUGGCUCAGCCGUUGUCCAACUCUACAUCAGCUACCCCGAUAACGUCAAAGACCAAGAUGGCGAGGUCGUCGAUAUGCCUGUCAAAGUCCUACGCGCUUUUGAUAAAUUCCAUCUCGAGACUGAUGGUGAUGAGAAGCAGAAAGAUGUGAAGUUCACACUGACGCGCAAGGACCUCUCAUAUUGGGAUACCAAACUACAGAACUGGGUCAUGCCGAAGGGCGAGUACACCAUUUCUGUGGGCUUCAGUUCGAGGGAUUUGCCAUUGAAGUUUAAAGUUGAUCCUUUUGCUGCGAAGGCGUGAACCGAUCCCGACGAACUGGCCAAAUGAAAAGAUGUGUAUGUGUAUUUCAUCUGGGAGAGCGGCGUUUUGGGUAGGGGAACUGGGCAAGCGCUGGUUCUGAGUACUGCUGGAAAAGCUUGUCGAAGCCCUGAGAUAGAGCGGCAGUGGGACUUGUUCUCUGCCAAAAAUGUGUAUUUGUAAAAUCGCG